Messenger RNA from Paramuricea clavata, 3856 nucleotides. The record is from the annotation of a GenBank genome assembly. Lineage: Eukaryota; Metazoa; Cnidaria; Anthozoa; Malacalcyonacea; Plexauridae.
AUGUCCAAAUUUCGUGCGCUGGAGUAUACUGUAAAAUGUCUUUCACAAAACAGAAGAUUCGCACAAUCUUUUGGUUACAAAGAUCUACGAUCAUCGAUCAUAAUGGCGCCCCAACCGCUGUCAAGUCUCGACCAACAUGCUGAGGACAAGGUUCCUCACGCUGAGGACAAGGUUCCUCACGCUGAGGAAAAGGUUCCUCACGCUGAGGACAAGGUUCCUCACGCUGAGGACAAGGUUCCUCACGCUGAGGACCAGGUUCCUCAAGCUGAGGAGAAGGUUCCUCACGCUGAGGACAAGGAUCCUCACGCUGAGGACAAGGUACAUCACGCUGAGGACAAGGUUCCUCAAGCUGAAGACAAGGUACCUCAGAUUGAGGACAAGGUACCUCACGCAAAGGACAAGGUUCCUCACGCUGAGGACAAGGCUCCUCACGCUUAGGACAAGGUUCCUCAAGCGGGGGACGAGGUUCCUCACGCUGAGCACAAGGUUCCUCAAGCUGAGGACAAGCUACCUGACACUGAGGAGAAGGUACCUCACAAUGAGGACAAGGUACCUCACCCUGAGGACAAAGUUACUCACGCUGAGGACAUGGUUCUUCAUGCUGAGGACAAGGUUCAUCAGGCUGAGGACAAGGUUCCUCACGCUGAGGACAAGGUUGCUCACGCUGAGGACAAGGUUUCUCACGCUGACGACAAGGUACCUCACGCUAAGGACAAAGUUCCUCACGCUGAGACCAAGGUUCCUCACGCCGAGGACAAGGUUCCUCACGGCUGAGGACAAGGUACAUCACGCUGAGGAGAAGGUUCCGCAAGCUGAGGACAAGGUACCUCACAUUGAGGACAAGGUACCUCACACUGAGGAAAAGGUUCCUCACGCUGAGGACAAGGUUCCUCACGCUGAGAACAAGGUUCCUCACGCUGAGCACAAGGUUCCUCACGCUGAGGACAAGGUGCCUCGCACUGAGGACAAGGUUCCUCACGCUGAGGAUAAGGUUCCUCAUGCUCAGGACAAGGUACCUCACACUGAGGACAAUGUGCCUCACACUGAGGACAAGGUUCCUUACGCUGAGGACAAGGUUCCUCACAUUGAGGACGAAGUUCCUCACGCGGAAGACAAGGCUCCUUACGCUGAGGGCAAGGUUCCUCACGCUGAGGACAAGGUUCCUCACAUUGAGGACGAGGUUCCUUACGCGGAAGGCAAGGCUCCUUACGCUGAGGGCAAGGUUCCUCACGCUGAGGAGAAGAUUCCUCACGCGGCGGACAAGGUUCCUUACGCUUAGGACAAGGUUCCUCAUGCUGAGGACAAGGUUCCUAACGCUGAGGACAAGGUUCCUCACGCUGAGGACAAGGUUCCUCACGCUGAGGACAAGGUACCUCACACUAAGGAAAAGGUUCCUCUCGUUGAGGGCAAGGCACCUCACACUGAGGACAAGCUUCCUCACUGAGGACAAUGUUCCUCACGUUGAGGAGAAGGUUCCUUACGCUGAGCACAAGGUUCCUCACGCUGAGGACAAGGUUCCUCACGCUUAGGACAAGGUAGCUCACACUUACGACAAGCUCCCUCACACUGAGGACAAGGUUCCUCACGCUGAGGACAAGGUUUCUCAAGCUGAGAGAAGGUUCCUCACGCUGAGGACAAGGAUCCUCACGCUGAGGACAAGGUACAUCACGCUGAGGACAAGGUUCCUCAAGCUGAGGACAAGGUACCUCAGAUUGAGGACAAGGUACCUCACGCAAAGGACAAGGUUCCUCACGCUGAGGACAAGGUUCCUCACGCUUAGGACAAGGUUCCUCAAGCGGGGGACGAGGUUCCUCACGCUGAGGACAAGGUUCCUCAAGCUGAGCACAAGCUACCUCACACUGAGGAGAAGGUACCUCACAAUGAGGACAAGGUACCUCACCCUGAGGACAAGGUUACUCACGCUGAGGACAUGGUUCUUCAUGCUGAGGACAAGGUACCUCACACUGAGGACCAGGUUCCUCACGCCGAGGACAAGGUACCUCACAUUGAGGACAAGGUACCACACACUGAGGACGAGGUUCCUCACGCUGAGGACAAGGUUCGUCACUCUGAGGACAAGGUUCUUCACGCUGCGGAGAAGGUUUCUUAUGCUGAGGACAAGGUACCUCACACUGAGGACAAGGUAGCUCACGCUGAGGACAAGGUACGUCACACGGAGGACAAGGUACCACACACAGAGGACAAGGUACCUCACACUGAGGACAAGGUUACUCACGCUGAGGACCAGGUUCUUCAUGCUGAGGAGAAGGUACCUCACACUGAGGACAAGGUUCCUCACGCUGAGGAAAAGGUUCCUCACGCUGAGGACAAGGUACCUCACACUGAGGACAAGGUUCCUCACGCCGAGGACAAGGUACCUCACAUUGAGGACAAGGUACCACACACUGAGGACGCGGUUCCUCACGCUGAGGACAAGGUUCCUCACGCUGAGGACAAGGUACCUCACACUAAGGAAAAGGUUCCUCUCGUUGAGGACAAGGCACCUCACACUGAGGACAAGCUUCCUCACACUGAGGACAAUGUUCCUCACCUUGAGGAGAAGGUUCCUUACGCUGAGCACAAGGUUCCUCACGCUGAGGACAAGGUUCCUCACGCUUAGGACAAGGUAGCUCACACUUACGACAAGCUCCCUCACACUGAGGACAAGGUUCCUCACGCUGAGGACAAGGUUCCUCAAGCUGAGGAGAAGGUUCCUCACGCUGAGGACAAGGAUCCUCACGCUGAGGACAAGGUUCCUCACACUGAGGACAAGGUUCCUCACGCUGAGGACAAGGUACCUCACACUGAGUUCAAGGUACCUCACACUGAGGACAAGGUUCCUCACGCUGAGGACAAGGUUCCUCACGCUGAGGACAAGGUUCCUCAUGGUGAGGACAAGAUUCCUCACGCUGAGGACAAGCUACCUCACACUGAGGACAAUGUACCUCACACUAAGGAAAAGGUUCCAUACGCUGAGGAAAAGGUUCCUCACGCUGAGGACAAGGUUCCUCACGCUGAGGACAAGAUUCUUCACGCUGAGGACAAGGUUCCUCAUGCUGAGGACAGGGUUCCUCACGCUGAGGAAAAGGUUCCUCACGCUGAGGACAAGGUUCCUCACGCUGAGGACAAGGUUCCUCACGCUGAGGACAAGGUUCCUCACGCUGAGGACAAGGUACCUCACACUAAGGAAAAGGUUCCUCUCGUUGAGGACAAGGCACCUCACACUGAGGACAAGCUUCCUCACACUGAGGACAAUGUUCCUCACCUUGAGGAGAAGGUUCCUUACGCUGAGCACAAGGUUCCUCACGCUGAGGACAAGGUUCCUCACGCUUAGGACAAGGUAGCUCACACUUACGACAAGCUCCCUCACACUGAGGACAAGGUUCCUCACGCUGAGGACAAGGUUCCUCAAGCUGAGGAGAAGGUUCCUCCCGCUGAGGACAAGGAUCCUCACGCUGAGGACAAGGUACAUCACGCUGAGGACAAGGUUCCUCAAGCUGAGGACAAGGUACCUCAGAUUGAGGAGAAGGUACCUCACGCAAAGGACAAGGUUCCUCACGCUGAGUACAAGGUUCCUCACGCUUAGGACAAGGUUCCUCAAGCGGGGGACGAGGUUCCUCACGCUGAGGACAAGGUUCCUCAAGCUGAGGACAAGCUACCUCACACUGAGGAGAAGGUACCUCACAAUGAGGACAAGGUACCUCACCCUGAGGACAAGGUUACUCACGCUGAGGACAUGGUUCUUCAUAAUAAUAAUAAUAAUAAUAAUAAUAAUAAUAAUAAUAAUAAUAAUAAUAAUAAUAGUCUUUAUUAAAAUACUCAGAUACAUCCGUCUGAGUUUACAAUCGAAAGGUAA